AUGCAUUCACCCUUCUCAGUGUCCACCAUCAACAGCCAAGCACACCUCCAAAGCUUUGCUCUGCCUCUUGUCCUCUGCUCCCUCUUCUCCAUCACAAAGCUGCAGCACACGCCUGAUCCACCAAUGCGCACCACUCCCGUGCCGUCGCCGCCGCCUGUGGCGCUGGUCGGAGUCAAGGGAGGCCACCACGUCUACGUCACGGUACCCCAACUCCCGGAAGGCGACGCGGCCGUCCAUGGCGGCCGGCAGCUCAAGUGCAGAGCCGUGCCCCUGCCGACGGCGGGGGAGACCUUCCGGGAGGCAGUAGCGCUGUGCCGGCUGGCGUUCCCGAUCGCGUUCACGGCUCUGCUGCUCUACUCGCGGACGGCCUUGUCGAUGCUCUUCCUGGGCUCCAUCGGCGACCUCCCGCUAGCUGCCGGGUCCCUCGCCAUCGGCUUCGCCAACAUCACCGGUUACUCGGUGCUGUCAGGGCUCUCGCUCGGCAUGGACCCGCUCUGCACCCAGGCGUUCGGCGCCAACCAGCCGCGCCUGCUUGGCCUCACCCUCUACCGCUCCGUCCUCUUCCUGCUCUGCUGCUCGCUGCCGCUCUCCGCGCUCUGGCUCAACAUGUCCAAGAUCCUCGUGUUCCUCGGUCAGGACAUGGAGAUCACGGCACUCGCGCAGGAGUACAUCCUCUUCUCCCUCCCCGACCUUUUCUCCUUCUCAGUCAUCCACCCGCUCCGGGUGUACCUCCGGUCGCAGGGGAUAACGUGGCCGCUGGCCGCAGCCGCGGGCGCUGCCGUGCUGUUCCACGCGCCGACCAACUACGUGUUGGUGGGGCGGCUCGGGCUCGGCGCUCCUGGGGUGGCCGCCGCGGCGUCGGCGUCCAACUUGGUGCUCCUGGUCGUGCUCCUCGCGUGCGUCCUCGGCCGGCGCGAUUCGGCGCUGCGAGCGGCGGGACCGCCCACGGCGGAGUGCCUCGCCGGGUGGGGCCCGCUCGCGCGGCUGGCCGCGCCCAGCUGCGUGUCGGUGUGCCUGGAGUGGUGGUGGUACGAGGUGAUGAUCCUGCUCUGCGGCCUCCUGCCGAACCCGAAGCCGGCGGUAGCGUCCAUGGGCGUGCUCAUGCAGACGACGGCGCUGGUGUACGUGUUCCCGUCGUCGCUGGGUUUUGGCGUGUCGACGCGGGUGGGCAACGAGCUCGGCGCGAACCGCCCCGGCCGCGCGCGCACCGCGGCGCACGUGGCCGUGGCCGGCGCCGCGGGCAUGGGCCUCGCGGCCAUGUCGUUCGCGGCCGGGGUGCGCCACGCCUGGGGCCGCAUGUUCACCACCGACGCCGACAUACUACGGCUGACCGCGGCCGCGCUCCCAGUCGUGGGGCUCUGCGAGCUCGGGAACUGCCCGCAGACCGUCGGCUGCGGCGUCCUCCGCGGCAGCGCGCGGCCGACGCGCGCAGCGCACGUCAACCUCGGCGCCUUCUACCUGGUGGGCAUGCCCGUCGCCGUGCUGCUGGCCUUCGGGCUCGGCGUGGGCUUCGUCGGGCUCUGGAUGGGCCUGCUCGCCGCGCAGGUGUACUGCGCCGGGCUCAUGCUGUUCGUCGUCGGCUCCACCGACUGGGAGGCGCAGGCGCGGAGGGCGCAGGAGCUGACGUCAGGCGCGGAGGGCGAAGUGGAGAAGCCUGCGGCCCACACGUCAGCGACGGCCGUGGGAGAGGGAGGCAGGCCGGAGAAGGGGGAGCAGGAGGGCGUGGAGAGGAGCUGCUACGACCACGAGCCGUUGAUCUCCAACAGUGGGGAGGCCGAGGCAGAAACUGUGUAG
Molecule: messenger RNA, 1794 nt
Organism: Miscanthus lutarioriparius
Lineage: Eukaryota; Viridiplantae; Streptophyta; Magnoliopsida; Poales; Poaceae
Source: the annotation of a GenBank genome assembly